Messenger RNA from Aureobasidium pullulans EXF-150, 2353 nucleotides. RefSeq lists its product as uncharacterized. Bases 151 to 2022 code for a protein of 623 amino acids. Gene Ontology annotation, molecular function: myo-inositol:proton symporter activity. Lineage: Eukaryota; Fungi; Ascomycota; Dothideomycetes; Dothideales; Saccotheciaceae. Gene Ontology annotation, cellular component: membrane. The record is from RefSeq and is a predicted model, not a curated record. The transcript has a single exon. Gene Ontology annotation, biological process: transmembrane transport.
AGUAUAAGCUAAUAUUCCACCUGGACCGCACCCAAGUCCAGCAUCCUUAGGUAAGAGUAGUGAAGAGUAUGAUUCGAUGCAGUCAUAUAAAGACCAGCUUCUCCGGACGACCCCAUCGUGCCCCCAUCUUGUCCCAUCCACAAUCUCAACAUGUCUUCUGGAAAAGUUUCGCCCAACAUGUCGGUUGAGAAGAUCAACCCAAGACACUUUGAGGAGAUUUCUCUGGAAGAGAAUGGCUUCAACAAGGAUCGCAUCGACCUCAACAACAAUACUACUGCCAAGAUACAAAACCCUCUGGCUGGUAUCCCGAGAGAACAACUCAUGCAUGAUGUCGACGCCUUCGCUGUGAAGCAUCACUUGGCCGACAUCAGCGGGCUCCUGAAGCGUGGCGCUCUAGUCGCUCAGGACCCUAUAAAUUUCGAGGACGUCGACGGCCUACAAGAAGAUGAGCGCGAAUCCCUACAUGAUGAGAUCGAACAUAAGUGGCGACAGCCCAAGGCGAUGUAUUUCACGGUCAUCCUUUGUUCAAUCGGUGCAGCUGUACAGGGAUGGGAUCAAACGGGCAGCAAUGGAGCCAACCUCUCUUUCCCUCUGGAGUUCGGUAUCGCACAUAACGAGUGGUUGAUUGGACUGGUCAAUGCCGGACCUUAUAUCGCAUCUGCCUUCUUCGGUUGCUGGCUCUCGGAUCCCCUUAACAAUCACCUCGGCCGACGAGGCACCAUCUUCUUCUCUGCCGUAUUCUGUACUCUCCCUGUAAUCGGUUCUGCCUUCACUCAGACCUGGCAGCAGAUGUUUGUAUGCAGACUACUUCUUGGAAUCGGUAUGGGUUCCAAAGCCUCGACCAUCCCAAUCUAUUGUGCCGAGAAUGUACCUGCUUCCAUCCGUGGAGGUCUCGUCAUGACAUGGCAGCUCUGGACCGCUUUCGGUAUUCUUCUAGGAUUCUGCGCAAACCUUGCCAUGUAUAACGUCGGUAAACUUGCAUGGCGCCUUCAGAUCGGCAGCGCUUUCAUACCUGCAAUACCUCUGCUGAUUGGCGUAUACUUUUGUCCAGAGUCUCCUAGAUGGUACAUUAAAAAGGGUAGGUACCAGAAAGCAUACCAAUCACUCCUUCGUCUUCGCAACAACCCUAUCCAGGCUGCUCGUGAUCUUUACUAUAUCGACGCAGUACUGGCUGCAGAAUCAGCGAUCGUGGGCGAGUCCAACUAUAUCACCAGAUUUAUCGAGCUGUUCACAAUUCCCAGAGUCCGCCGAGCAACUCUCGCUUCUUUCACCGUCAUGCUAGCUCAGCAGAUGUGCGGAAUCAACAUCAUCGCCUUCUACUCUUCGUCGGUCUUUGUCAAAGCCGGUUCCAGCACAUUGACUGCUCUGCUUGCCAGUUUUGGGUUCGGACUUGUCAACUUUGUCUUCGCAUUCCCCGCAGUGUGGACAAUCGACACGUUCGGCAGAAGAGCUCUGCUACUGUUCACCUUCCCUCAGAUGGCAUGGACUUUACUCGCUGCCGGUCUCUGUUUCCAGAUCCCAGCGGACAGCAAGGCUCAUCUUGGCUUGAUCUCCUUGUUCAUCUUCCUCUUCGCUGCCUUUUACUCGCCGGGCGAGGGUCCAGUCCCUUUCACAUACUCUGCUGAAGUGUUCCCACUCUCGCAUCGUGAAGUUGGUAUGGCAUGGGCAGUUUCGACUUGCCUGUUCUGGGCCGCUGUCUUGUCCUUGACCUGGCCACGUAUGGAAGCUGUCAUGGGUUCGACCGGAGCUUUCUGUUUCUACACAGGCCUCAAUUUGUUGGCGUUCUGCCUGAUUUUCCUCUUCGUGCCGGAAACAAAACAACGCACGUUAGAAGAGCUGGAUCAAGUCUUCGCGGUCCCCACGCGCACUCACGCCAAGUAUCAGCUUACGAAGGCUCUGCCUUACUUCUUCAAGCGCUACGUCUUCAGAAACAAGGCCGCCAAACUGGAGCCUUUGUACAAAUUCGACCGCGAUACGCCUAGGAUCAAGCGCUCGAGCGGUGUAGUCGAGAAGACAAGUUAGAGUGGUUGCUCGAGUCGGACAAUUUUGACACCAAGUGUAGUGCUCGAGGCAAACACUUUGCGAACUCAUGAUUGUCAGGUUUUGCUGGCGACCUCCACGGAGUAGGUAGAUAUCCAAAGUAGAUAUUUUCGAACAAUGCACAGCUUUUGUCCUCUGCGUCGAGUUAUGCAGCACAAGUCGAAGUGGUGAGAAGAGAGUCUCAUACAGAGUACGCUAACCCCGCUGGUUCUCAACCAUGUUGACCGUUCGCAAUGACGCGAUGGUCAGAGCGUCGAGUUUUGUUCUUAUCGACGACCAAAACCGGACGACAGGUGCCCUUGUAGACUUGUAG